UCGGCGGUACUUAGGCGUUUCCCCAUUCCGGUUUCGUGUGAUUUUAUGUUUAUUUAUUUAUUUUUGGCCCUCGUCGAUUAGCGAUUUUUGUUUGGGCUGCACCUUUAUUUAAUCGGUACUCACCAUGUGCGGAUACUGUCCAGCUUUUCAAUUGGAAUGUGUGCGAGAAGUAAAUAAUGAAACCCCAAAACAAAGAGAAUGAUAGUACUUUGGUCUCUAAUCGUGCAUCUUCAAUUGACAUGCUUGCAUUUAAUACUGCAGACUCCAAAUCUUGCGGCUCUGGAUGCCCUUGAAAUAAUCAACUACCAGACCACCAAGUAUACAAUCCCCGAAGUUUGGAAAGAGCAGCAGGUGACCUUCACUGGUGAAGACGAAGAUGUCCAGGACACCGAGGUUGAGGAUAGUUAUUUAAAGUUCGACGACGAUGCCGAGCCUAGGACUCCGCUUUCGGACGGACUUCACGAGGGUGCCUUCUGCCGGCGGAGCUUCGAUGGCCGGAGUGGGUACUGCAUCCUGGCCUAUCAGUGCCUCCACGUCAUCCGGGAGUAUCGGGUGCACGGCACCCGCAUCGACAUCUGCACCCAUCGCAACAAUGUCCCUGUCAUCUGUUGUCCCCUGGCGGACAAACAUGUCCUGGCCCAGCGAAUUAGUGCCACCAAGUGCCAGGAGUACAAUGCCGCCGCCAGAAGGCUCCACUUGGCGGACACCGGACGCACAUUCUCCGGGAAGCAGUGCGUGCCCAGUGUGCCCCUAAUAGUUGGUGGAACGCCCACUCGGCACGGACUCUUCCCUCACAUGGCUGCCUUGGGAUGGACGCAGGGCAGUGGCUCCAAGGAUCUGGACAUAAAGUGGGGCUGUGGAGGCGCCCUGGUUAGCGAGUUGUACGUCCUGACCGCUGCCCACUGCGCCACCUCGGGUAGCAAACCGCCGGACAUGGUUCGCUUGGGUGCCCGUCAGCUGAACGAGACAAGCUCGACCCAGCAGGACAUCAAGAUCCUCAUCAUCGUGCUGCAUCCGAAGUACAGAUCCUCGGCAUAUUACCACGAUAUUGCCCUGCUCAAGUUGACCAGAAGGGUUAAAUUUUCGGAGCAAGUGCGUCCCGCAUGCCUGUGGCAACUGCCUGAGCUCCAGAUACCCACAGUGGUGGCCGCCGGUUGGGGACGCACCGAGUUCCUGGGCGCCAAGUCGAAUGCCCUGCGCCAGGUGGACCUGGACGUAGUUUCGCAGAUGACCUGCAAGCAGAUCUAUCGCAAGGAGCGACGUCUGCCGAGGGGCAUCAUCGAGGGGCAGUUCUGUGCGGGAUACUUGCCAGGCGGCAGGGACACCUGCCAGGGUGACUCCGGGGGUCCCAUUCAUGCCCUGCUGCCGGAAUACAACUGCGUGGCCUUCGUGGUGGGCGUCACCUCGUUUGGAAAGUUCUGUGCGGCUCCCAAUGCGCCAGGUGUUUACACCAGACUAUAUAGCUACCUGGAUUGGAUUGAGAAGAUUGCCUUCAAGCAGCACUAAUCCCACUUUAUUUUAUUUAUUAAAAAUGCUCUUUAAAAUCUUCG
This is a messenger RNA of Drosophila teissieri, 1550 nucleotides long. RefSeq names its product serine protease snake (gene snk). Lineage: Eukaryota; Metazoa; Arthropoda; Insecta; Diptera; Drosophilidae. Gene Ontology annotation, biological process: proteolysis. Gene Ontology annotation, molecular function: serine-type endopeptidase activity. The transcript is spliced from 5 exons. Bases 199 to 1506 code for a protein of 435 amino acids. The record is from RefSeq and is a predicted model, not a curated record.